AUGAAUGGCGCAUUCUCAAUUUCUUCCCUAUUCUUGAUCCAUUUCCUCAUAAUCUUCUGUGGUGUCCAAUCCGCGAGCGAUCUCAUUCAGGACACCUGCAAGAAGAUUGCAGCGAUUGAGGUAGAGGUGAACUUCGACUUCUGCGUGAAGUCUCUCGGAUCAGACCCGCAUAGCCAUGAGGUGGAUCUCGAGGGACUAGGGCUAAUUGCGGUCAAGCUGUCACAAGCCAACAUUACAAGCACGAUCGAGUACACUAAGCAACUACUUAAGCAAAAGUUGGAUCCGCGCCUACUCAAAUAUAUCUCGUUUUGCUGGACAGUGUACGCCCCAUUUGAAGGCAAAGACGUGAUCCCAUUUUACAAGGCGAAGGAUUACAAAACCGUGGGUAGUUGGGCAACUGUACUUGGAGGUAACGAAGAUAUGUGCGACUCUCAACUAACGCAGAAGAAAGGCAUGGUUCCACCUUUGACAAAGCGUAAUGCUGAGAUUUCUCAAUUGAGCGCCAUAGUAGUUGAUAUUAUGCAUUUUUUGGGGUGGAAAGCGUAA
Molecule: messenger RNA, 546 nt
Organism: Rhodamnia argentea
Lineage: Eukaryota; Viridiplantae; Streptophyta; Magnoliopsida; Myrtales; Myrtaceae
Product: putative invertase inhibitor
Exons: 1
Coding region: 1-546 (181 amino acids)
Molecular function (GO): enzyme inhibitor activity
Source: RefSeq, a predicted model, not a curated record